AUGGUGCCUCCGCCCUACGUGGCGGAACCAGGCCAUUGGUUCCUUCGAGGAGUUCAGUCCGCCAUUUUUUACUACGUCUCAUUUACACCAUGCCUCGAAUACCAACACAAGCGCAAGCGACGGAAAGAAGCCCAAGCGCACUCCGAGAUCAUCAACACCCAACCUGGCCUGGUCCGACAACCAGGACCAUUUCAAACAAAUGAGGAAUGGGCCGAAGAGUUAAUGCUUGGUCCUGGUCCACCAAGAGGCUGGAAGGCAGACGAGCUCCUACAGAAAUUGAAGAAGAGCGAUACUGCCGACUCAUUCGACAAACCGCAGACACCUGUGACGCCCGAGUUGCCCGAACUGCACCUCAGGACCACGACGUCAUCGCAGCAACCAUCUCUACCACAAACCCAACCUUCGACACGUCCCUCCUCCACCGAAACCGAAGAUUUUAUACUGGACCAUAGCGAUGACAAGUCCAAUGCAAGCCAGAAGAGGCCGUCUAUGGACAGAAGGCUGUCAAUCGCUAUGGAAAACAUCAAAGACUCAUUGAGAGCAACCCUGAAUCCUGAUACAUGGAAUUGGAAACGAUAUGACCGCGAGGAUGAAGUGCUGUGGGGUUUUGGUGAACGAAUGACCCGGAUGUGGAACCGAGCACUCAGGCCUGAGUCCGGAGACGACCAGGAAAAUGAGGCGUCGGAAGACUCUCCUCGCCGUAGGAAACGAGCACUCACGAACGAGAGCGAUCGGUACGACUACCAUCGGGCAAGAAAUCCAGCACUCAAUGAACUGCAUCCACCCGUCGUCUCCCAAUUACCAGCCACGCGAGACCAGGCCGCUUGGAUGAUGCUUCCACCACCUAGCGCGGCAGUCAUGGCCGGGAAGAAACGACCGGGCACGGAGAUAGAGAUGCGAUGGCCACUAGCGGUCAUUGGGAAACCUCUAAAGUCGUCAGAAUCACCUAGAUCUGUACUAGCGACAACAUAUUCUCGAGAGGCAUUGGAUUCCGAGGACGAUGCGGGCUUGAGCGAUAUAGAUCUCGAUAACACAUCGAUAAUCGAUUUCUUCGGGUCUGGGUCGACACCACAGCAAGGGUGUUCCACCAAAGUCAAGCACAUGUCGGACCCCAUCAUCAGGCCACCAGCGAUCCACGCCAAAGAACCAUUUUAUGACGACGCCAUUGUGCCCAAGAGAAGAGGUUCAUGGCAUAUUCAUUAUUAUUAUCACUCGGAUCAAUAG
Messenger RNA from Exophiala bonariae, 1224 nucleotides. RefSeq lists its product as uncharacterized. The transcript has a single exon. The coding region runs from base 1 to 1224 and encodes 407 amino acids. The record is from RefSeq and is a predicted model, not a curated record. Lineage: Eukaryota; Fungi; Ascomycota; Eurotiomycetes; Chaetothyriales; Herpotrichiellaceae.